UUGAUGCCGCUUAUUCCGUUGCCAAUUUUGAGGCUUGAAUACCACCAUAAGCUUCAGCUGGAUCAAUCUUUGUGCGUGUUUGUGUCACAGGCUGCGAGUCAUCUUGCAAAGCAUGAAAUUUACAGUAAGGUAGCGGAGGCUUCUGUUCCUGCUGCUGCAAAAGCAACUACUGGUGCAGGUAGCGGUCUUCCAGCUAUACGACAGAACUACCGGUCGAGCUUUGUUCGGGGCCUACGCUCUGACGCUAGAGAGUUUAAUAGCAGCGAUCCAGAAAGCAUUAUAUACAACUUUGAGAGGCAGCCUUCAUUGUAUUCCAAACCUUCAGCUCUCUCGGAGUAUGUAAAAGCUGUUGUCAGUCGUGAAAUGCAAACGCGAGGAGGAAUUGGUAAUUCAGCAAGGGUGGAAGGAAUUAGCGGUAGUGGUAGUCAGCUCUUGUCAAAAGAUGGUGUUCACGGUACAGCUCGUACACCGUUGCACAUGGUUACAGUGGAGAAAGGUAGAAUAUGGAAACAGCUUUGGGCUACCUUCCGGGCCAUUGCAGUUACUGGCCUUAUAAUUUAUGGAGGUAAAGCUCUGGUUGACAAAAUGGCUGACCACGGCCUUGUAAUCUUUGCCGGUAAGGCGCCGCAUGAGUUUGAGGAACUAGAAGAUGAAGAAUCUAGUGAUUCAAAAGAAGAUGGCAAGUUCAAUAAAAGAUUAGGUAAGUUUGAUGCUCUGAAAGAAGUACACUCAACCACGAAAUUUAGCGAUGUAAAGGGGGUCGAUGAAGCCAAAGCUGACCUUGAAGACAUAGUUCAUUACCUACGAAAUCCCAAGCGAUUUACACGCCUCGGUGGCAAGCUUCCAAAGGGUGUUUUGCUUGUGGGCCCACCUGGCACAGGGAAGACCAUGUUGGCAAGAGCUGUGGCCGGGGAAGCCGGCGUCCCUUUCUUUGCGUGCAGUGGCAGUGAUUUUGAUGAGGUGUAUGCUGGUCUUGGGGCUAAGAGAGUGAGGGAGCUCUUUCUUGCAGCAAAGAAGAGAACUCCUUGCAUAAUAUUCAUUGAUGAAGUUGAUGCUGUCGGUGCGCGCAGAAAUGCAUUAGAUCCAGCGUGGCAAAGGCAGACCCUGAACCAGCUGCUUUCUGAGAUGGAUGGCUUCAAGCAGAAUAAUGGGAUUAUCGUUAUCGCGGCGACCAACUUCCCGCAGUCGCUUGAUAAAGCCCUUGUCAGGCCUGGGCGUCUUGACCGUCAAAUUCAUGUUCCUAUUCCAGACGUUGAGGGCCGACGGCAGAUCCUCGAGUCUUAUAUGUCAAAGGUGUUGAAAGCCAAGGGUGUGGAUGCAAUGACAAUUGCGAAGGGGACACCUGGGUUCUCAGGUGCAGACCUCGCAAACCUGGUGAAUGACGCCGCUCUCAAAGCUGCCAAGGAAGGGGCAAAAUCUGUUACGAUGCAUCACGUAGAGUAUGCCAAGGACAGGAUCAUGAUGGGCAGUGAGCGCAAGUCAGUUGUAUUAUCUGAUCGUUGCAGGAAGAAUACAGCGUAUCAUGAGGGAGGGCAUGCUCUCGUUGCUAUCCACACAGACGGCGCUGACCCUGUCCACAAGGCCACCAUUAUUCCCAGGGACAAUUCUCUUGGCAUGGUAACACAGCUGCCAGUGCAAGACAGCAUUGAGAACCUCACGAGGAAGCAGAUGCUGGCGAGGCUGGAUGUCCUCAUGGGAGGAACUGUGGCCGAGGAGCUUAUAUUUGGAGAAACCGAGGUCACCACCGGCGCCUCUUCUGAUCUAAGCACGGCGACUCAGUUGGCGACAGUCAUGGUUACCAAGUAUGGUAUGAGCAAACGGGUUGGUCAUGUUUCGUAUGACAAUGAUGAAGGUGGGCCGACAGCCAUGAGCGGGCGAACAUCAGGUGUGGUUGACGAGGAGGUGAAAGAACUAUUAGAUAAUUCUUACAAGAACGCGAAGACGAUCCUGACGACUCACAAUAAGAAGCUCCAUGUGCUAGCCAACGCACUCCUCAAGCAUGGCACUCUUAGCGGUGACCAGGUCACGAAACUUGCCAAGUAAAGUGGUGUUUUAACAAUAGUGUAGUCAGCUAUAUCAGGAGUUAUUU
Molecule: messenger RNA, 2089 nt
Organism: Lolium rigidum
Lineage: Eukaryota; Viridiplantae; Streptophyta; Magnoliopsida; Poales; Poaceae
Product: ATP-dependent zinc metalloprotease FTSH 5, mitochondrial-like
Exons: 5
Coding region: 4-2043 (679 amino acids)
Biological process (GO): proteolysis
Cellular component (GO): membrane; chloroplast thylakoid
Molecular function (GO): ATP-dependent peptidase activity; metalloendopeptidase activity; ATP binding
Source: RefSeq, a predicted model, not a curated record